AUGGCGCCUAAGAAGUCGAAGGAGAACAGAAUACCAAAUAAGUCCAGCAAGAGUCAAACCUCGAACAUGUCCAAGCAGACCCACCCACCCCGUGACCCAAAGACAGGCCCCCCUCCCAACGAUCACAAACCUGAAGGUAUCACCAACGACGGAGACGUUCCGCAUCUGGACUGGAUCCAACACGGUCGAAGGUCUUACAACUAUCUCGCACCUAUCAGUUCCAAACAAGCGGCGACGUUCAAGCAGUCCGAGAAGGCUCUCGCCAUUGAACAUGCGAAGCGACCACGGUCACCAGGAGAAAUCAAAGCGCAUCAGAACAAGCAAUUGCUAUAUCUUUGGACUGAACGACGACCUUUCGACUGCGAGUCAUACUCAAUGCACCAGUUCACCGAUGGUCUACUUGCGGCUCUAAUGAGCCACAGGGCCAACUCUGAUCUACUGGACGACGACGCAACGUAUAUGUCGGAAGUAGACUGCGCCAAUGGACAACAAGCAAAUUUCACUUUUAAGGUCGAGCAGUGGGAUGUGCUCUAUCCUGAUGGCGAAGACGAAGAGGCAAGUCAUGCUACAGAGAAAGCGCGUUUCCAGAAGAUUGUUCGCUCAUUCGACGUCGUUCUUGCUACUCUCGUGGCAGCGUCCGAUACCUUCAAAGCCUUCAUUGAGCCGUCGGUAGAGGGAGGCUCUAUCACUUGCACAGAUGUUGAUCCGCUCAGCAUGGAGCUGUGGCUCAAAUGGAUGCACGGCGGCGAGUUUGAGCGUUCUGACACUCGCAGGUGCACGGUUCUCGACAUCUGGAUGGUCAUCGAAACCGCCCGCCGAUGGGACCUCCCCAUUCAAGGUAUUGUCCCGCCACACGCCAGCACCAAGUUCCGAGGCAUUACUGCUGCUCAAACAUGGUUCAGGCACUGGACUGAUUCCCGCUUGGACGUCAAGACGGUGGAGAACAAGUGCACACUGGCGUACGAGGAUGCCCAGGCUCUCAUGUACCCAUGUUAUGCUCUGGACUUCCAGGACAAAUUCAUGUUCGUCACGAGGUGGCUGGUCUUCAACACUCCAGCAGACGUACCAAUCACGGAGGCACCGCCAUCAGGCUACUACGGAGAGGAUUAUACGCUCGACCCUCGCAUCCUAGCGUUCCUAAACACCGUCAAGGAUCUCUUGCUCGAAUUCGUUGACGCGCAACUGUACGCUCCAUUGCGAGAGUUCGCUGCCUCACCCGUCGCGAAAUUUCGCACUGUCCACGAGGUACUUCAACAAGGUCUGACUGACGUCGGGGCGUACCCUCUCGGCGAAACGACUGUCUGGCAUCUCACCCAGAGGCUCAAAGAGUACAAGAAUCCGGACGUCUCAAGUCUCUCGGAGGUACCAUGGAAUGUACCUCAUCUUCCGGCCGCUGUGCAUGACGCCGCGGGGCGUUUCGAGAAAGCCUUCAGUGGGCUCUGUCUCGACUGCAUGGCCGCUUCUGACCCGGAGACCGACGUCGAUCCGGAGCUUCACUGGCGUUAUCGGAAUGCCAAGGGCGACGUGGUCAUCGGGUGUCGGUCGAAGCACGAUUUCAUAUCAUGGUUUAAUAGUUAUCUUGGUCCUGAGAAGAGGCGGAAGUCCACCUGA
This is a messenger RNA of Saxophila tyrrhenica, 1611 nucleotides long. RefSeq lists its product as uncharacterized. Lineage: Eukaryota; Fungi; Ascomycota; Dothideomycetes; Mycosphaerellales; Extremaceae. Bases 1 to 1611 code for a protein of 536 amino acids. The record is from RefSeq and is a predicted model, not a curated record. The transcript has 3 exons.